Messenger RNA from Aspergillus bombycis, 405 nucleotides. RefSeq names its product acyl carrier protein (gene acpA). The transcript is spliced from 6 exons. Gene Ontology annotation, biological process: fatty acid biosynthetic process. Gene Ontology annotation, cellular component: mitochondrion. Bases 1 to 405 code for a protein of 134 amino acids. Gene Ontology annotation, molecular function: acyl binding; acyl carrier activity. The record is from RefSeq and is a predicted model, not a curated record. NCBI's taxonomy places the organism in Eukaryota, Fungi, Ascomycota, Eurotiomycetes, Eurotiales, Aspergillaceae.
AUGUUCCGUUCCGCUGUUGUCCGCUCUUUGAGGGCCUCCGUGCCUCGUGCCGUCAGGGCCCCGGCUACCUUCCAGAUCCGCAGCGCUCCUGCCGCUCAAUUCGCUCCUCGCUUUGCCUACCAGGGCGUCCGUCUCUACUCCGCUCCUGCCGGUCUUAACAAGGAGGAAGCUGAGGGUCGGAUAGUCAACCUUCUGAAGAACUUUGACAAGGUUUCCGAUGCCAGCAAGAUCAACGGCGCUUCUCACUUCGCAAACGACCUUGGACUUGACAGCUUGGAUACCGUGGAGGUUGUUAUGGCCAUUGAGGAGGAAUUCAGCAUUGAGAUCCCCGACAAGGAUGCCGAUGCCAUCCACAGUGUUGAUAAGGCUGUUGAGUACAUCCUUGCUCAGCCCGAUGCCCACUAA